AUGUCCUCCCAGCAGAGCGCCGCCGCCGCCAAAGGCUUUUCCAAGGGGUCUUCGCAGGGUCCCGCUCCGUGUCCCGCGCCCACGCCCGCCCCGUCCUCCUCCUCCUCCUGCUGCGACGGCUGCUGCGGCUCCGGCGGCGGCUGCUGCGGCAGCUCGGGCUGUUGCGGCUCCAGCUCCGGCUGCUGCGGCUCCAGCUCCACCGGCUGCUGCUGCUUUCCACUGAGGCGCCGCCGGCAGCGGGGUCGCGGCUGCUGCUGCUGCGGGGGCGGCAGCCAGAGGUCCCAGAGCUCCUGCAACGCGGGCUCCCGCUGCUGCUCUGGCGGCUGCUAA
This is a messenger RNA of Propithecus coquereli (Coquerel's sifaka), 330 nucleotides long. RefSeq names its product cysteine-rich C-terminal 1 (gene CRCT1). Lineage: Eukaryota; Metazoa; Chordata; Mammalia; Primates; Indriidae. The coding region runs from base 1 to 330 and encodes 109 amino acids. The record is from RefSeq and is a predicted model, not a curated record. The transcript has a single exon.